AUGAGUUAAAAUAUGAAUUUAUCAUAAAAUCUUCGUUAUGGAUCUUUUAUAAGAAUAGCUGGCAAAGGGAACAGUGGAACUAAAGGUAUUAUAACUUCCAAAGGGUAACACCAUCAAAUAUUGAUCUGUUAGUUUUUUCGAUCAUGCUGUUUAUUUCUAAACCUAUGAAGAUAUGGAUGAUAUCAAUAAUUUUAGGGACGGAAUCUUUCAAAUAUUGCCUAGAGGAAGUUUUGAAAUUCAUGAUGAAUAUUUGAAAGGAAUGUAAUUAAAUCUCUAAAACCAUAGGGAUAAAUCACCGAGUUUGCAAUAGAGGAUGAAAUCCGAAAAGGAGUAGUAUUUCAACAUGAUAGAUAAUAAAAUGAAUGAAGAAGUCUAUUUCAGGUAUUAAUUUGAAAAAUAUUUUUGUACAGUUCAGAAGUAAUAUUUUAGCAUGUUGAAUCCGGGCAGUAUUUAGCCUGUUCGGAAGAGUGCAGCGAUUCAAGAAGCGAUAGCUUUGGAUUAAAACUAUAAUAAUUUUUAUCCAGCAGAAUUAUAUUCAAGAUGGAGCCGAGUAAAAGUUAUUAACAAACAGGAAGGCCAAUAAUUUCCAAACAAUCUGUCAAAAUCCAAUCGGAUAUAACAAAAUUUUGGAUUGAUAAAAAUAUGAGAUAGCCAGUAUAAUUAGAUCAUAAAUCGACUUAAGCUGGGUUGAAAAUAUAAUUAAAAGGAUUAUAAGAAGAUUCUCACAGAUAUGAAUUGAUUGUUAGCCAUUAUUCUGACAGUGAAUGGAAAAUAUAAUUGUAUGAUAAUUAUGAGAAGCACUAGCUAAAUAAAUUAAAACUAAAAACUAACGAAGUAGUUACUUUUAAAUGUCCUAAAAAUGAAGCAUAUUUAGGAGCUGAUUUGUAAAAUAACACUAUUGUUCUUAAACCAACUUUGCACAACUAAUAAAUACCCGUAGAAUGUUUAUGGGAGUUGCAAUUCUAAGAAAAACCAAAUAGUGAAUUACCAACUAUAACAUUAUAACCGAGAACCUUAGCAGCAAUACGACAUUCAUUUUUAGGAUAAAAUAAUCUAUUUGUACCUAAUGUAAAUCAAUAGUACAAUUAAAAAAAUGCAACAGAAAAUUAACAAUAAAAUUAAUCUAAAUUUAAGAAAAAUAUCUAAAAGUAGUUAAGAUUAAGACAUGUAAUGACUGGCAAAUUGUUAUUUUGUUAAGAUUUAUUUGAUGCUGAUGAUUGUUUUCCAGCAAUACUAUCUGAUGAUUCCUGCACAAUAGGUUUGUAAUUGGCAAAUAGAUAUGAAAGAGAAUUUAUGGAUUUAUCGUAUGUUAAUUUGGUCCGAGAUGAUAAUGUUCUUACAUCUAUUUCAACCAAAUAAUCAAUGAAAACUUCAAGUGAUGUACGCAUUAAGAAAUCAGAUAAAAUACAAGGAACAAAUGGAUUCUUUAAAUAAUUAAUAUAAGAAAAAGAUAGUAUAAAAUGUGGUUUCAGGGAUCGGGCAUUUAGUAAACCAUUUAUUAUUCAAAGAGUCAAAUAAUCAUUUUUUAAAAUAGUCUUACAACCAUUUUCAGCUUAUGGUUAAAUGUUAUAUUUUGUGCAAUAGCUAUAAACAAACCCUUUGAAUUUUCCUUAUGUAAUCCCGCCUGAAAGAAUGUAUUAAAUUUAAUUUUUAUUGAAUCGAUUACAUGAAUAUUUAAUGGAUAAAAUUGAUAUAAGUGAUGAAAAUGCAGAUGAUUUACCUAUUUUUGAAAGAUAAAUAAUUCUCAAAGAACUCUAUUUCAUUGAGAUAUUGGUCGAAUUGCUGUAUCAUUUAUGUUAUAAAAAAGGAACCAAAAAAUUGUAAGUUUGGAGAAAACAAAAGGAAAACAUUUAAACUAUUUUUUCAUCCACAUAUUAAUUAAUGACAAAGCUUAUCUAAAAUAAUAUGGUAACCAAACUUUAUGCAUCUUAAUGGCUUGAGAUGUUCCUGCAUUAAUAUAUGAGUUUAAAUUAACCUGCCAUUCAAACCUUCCUAUCUGAAAUGUUAGAUAAUAAUAAAGAAGCAAUAUAAAAAUUCUUGAAUGAAAAUAUCAUCAAAAAACUCAUAGAACUUAUCACAUAAUAAUCACCUCAUGACAAAUAUCUGAAAAUCUUAAAUGCCAUCUGUGUUUCAAGCAACUAGGCUAUUAGAGAAAAUCAGAAACUAGUUCUAGAAAACUUUUUUAAAGUUGUUGCUCCAAGUAUAGCAUGUUAUUUUAUUAUUAUUUAGAUUUCAAAUUUGAUUUUAAGAUAAAAUAAGGUCAUAUUUACAUUCAAUCAGCAGAAUAAUUAACAUAUUCUAGGUGGUAGAAUUUAGAACAAUUCUACAAAUCCAGUUUGAUGAAUGAUAAUUUAGAAUAUUGGAAUUAUUUUAUUAGUUAUUUUGAUUUAUUGGGAGAUGUAGCGAUGAAUAGAUUUGCAUAAGCUAAAGAGUUCAUUGAUUAAAAUUAUUCAUUGGAAAUAUUUUGUAUGAUCCUACAUGAGGCAUAAUCAUAUCACAUGUUCAACUUAAUGAAACCUUUUUUAAAGUUAAUUCGAUAUGCUUAUAUAGAUACUCCCCCUUACUAAAAGUUUAAGAAAUUAAGAGUUGUUUAAUUUAAAGAUUUACAAGGGGAUUUCAUUGAUCAUUCAACAACAUUACCAAAAACAAGUCCAUUAUUGGACGUAAUGAGGUUUCUAUUAUAGCAAUUAGAAAAUAUAGAUUAAUUACAUAAUAACAUUGAAUAUUCAAAAAACUUAUAAUCAGUCCUCUAAUUACUUAAAUGUUCAAUAGAAAUGCAAUUCUGGGUUGAUAUGGAUUAGAUAAAAGUAAUAUUAACUGCAAUGUAUAACAUUUGCUCAAGUAUUAAGAAUUUUAAAAUGAUUAAAGAUUAAAUGGAAUCGCCAAAUCUUUAACUUAGUUCUAAAAGUAUUAUCUAGCUGAGUAAAUUAUAUCAAUCUGAGGAGAAAGAAACCCACCUUCAUAAAAAAAUUAAAUCAACCAGAUUAAAUGAAACAAAUAAUAUAUUUAUGACAUGCAAGCAAUUAGCCUGUGAAAUAAUUAAUACAAUUUUUGAUCUCGAAAAUAAUAUAAGAGUAUUUACAUGCUCAAAAUCAUUCAAAGAAUAAUUAUUAUAGUUAGAUCUAGUAGAUCCUAAUUUGGCUAAUAUCAAUAAUAAUUAAAAGAGUGUAAAGUCUAGUAUUAACGUAUAGAAAAUGUCCAAAAAGAGCAAUGCUUUUAUUAAAGUGAUUUAAUAAAAGUUCAAAAAUUAAAAUAUCGCUGAAGAGAAAAACCUAUAUGAUAUAACUAAUUGGAUUAAUUAAUUUAGGUAGAUAGUCUCUGAUAGAUCUCUGUCCAAUUUUGAAAAUUUUGAAUUGAUAUUUGCAGAAUUAUCAUUUUACGAAAAUCUCUAUUUACCAAAAUAUUCCCUAGAAAUUCUAUCUAGAGCCUAUGGACAAAGAAAAGAAUUAAUUUAAAAUUUUGAAAAAGUAAUAAUUGUUGUUUCUGGUAAAACUUAAGAACUAAGUCUAUUAACAAAGCAAAUCAUGAAAAAAUUAAAUAUACUUUAUUAAUCAGAAUUCUACACUAUGUAUAAGGAAACAAGCAAUAACAUUAGAACAAGCUUAAUUUGGUAUCAUUCGAAUGAACAUUAGAAGGCUGGCUUGAUGUAAAACCUUUUUCAAUUAGGAUUGUAUUUAAAAAAGGACUUUGAUAAAGGGAGGUCGUUGAAUCCUUUUAAUUUUGAAGAUUAUAAACCGGAAAACAAUUCAACUAUAGCAUUUUGCGAGAGGGAGUAAAAUUAUAAGUUACAUUAAGCAAUAUUAAUAGCUGAAGAAAUUCACAUACCGUUAUUAGAAUAUAUAUAUAAAUUUAAAGCAGAUUAAUCAACUAUCUAUUGGAAAUUCUUACAUUCAAUUUAUGAUUUUUUUACAAUUCUUAUUUGGAAUAAUUAAGAGAAUAAAUAAAUCAUCAUAAAAAACAAAUAGUUGAUGUAAAGCAUAGAGCAACAUCUCAAAUUUAAUAUUGGAGCCAUUGAUUUUUUGAAGGCUUUGUAUGCAAAUAAUAAAUCAUUGUUACUCAGUGAAAGGGAAAUGACAUUUAUUUUGCAAUCCGUUGUGCCAGUUUGCAAUGAAGAGCUCAUCAACAGUUAUUUUAAAUCAAAAACUUUAGACUUUAUUAAAGCUUUAUUGUUAUUUAAUUCUAAUUAUAUCACAUCAAACCAAACUAUAGUGCUUUAGAAAUUACAAGAGAAAUAGUUCAACAAAAUAAUUUUACAAUUUAAUAUUUAUGAUGAUUAAACUCCUGUUUCUCCAGGAGAGAACAAUUUUAGUGACGUCACUUCUUCAUUAGACAGCCAAAUCGACCAAGAGACUAUGAUAUCGGAGUUGGUAAUUAAAAAUUGGAUUAAUUAAUAUCAAAAAAGCUAUGAGAAUAUUGGCUAUGGAUUUCAUGAAUUGUAUAUCUCCCCAGAAUUAACAUAUCUUUACACUUUCUUUUCAUUGUUUAGUCAAUUAAUUGAGGAAAAGCACAUGAUAAAUAUCAAGAAGUGCUUGAAAAUUCAUAAAUUUAAUGAUUUAAUAUUACUGCUACAUUUGGCUUAAGAUUGUUGGCCUUUGAAAAGACAUCUCCGAGCAUACAUUAAUCGAUUGUAUUAUAGUAAAGUAAGCGAUAACUUUGAUUUAAUUAUCAAAAUUGAUUUGGUGAUUAUGAUUGAUGAUUUAUAGAAGAUUAUAGACUAUUUAAUCUUGCCAUAGCAUUCUUAUAUGGCAAUGACAAUUAUUAAAGCUCCCAUUAGAUAUAAGUAUUUAAUGAGUUAUAUAUAUUUAAACUUGGAGGAGAUACUAAUAUCAUUAAAUAGUUUAUUUUUAAACGAAUAGUUUCUUGAGUAUUUGGAAGAAUUAAUACUCUUCAACUAAUAAAAUUCAAUUUAUAGAUUACACUUCUAACUAUUUGAGAUUUGCUAAAAGCUUUUGAUAAUAGAAAAAAUCUAUGUUAAAGAAAACUUGGGUCAUUUGUGUUAAUUACUAUUGGAUGUAUUUUAAAGUAUAAUCUCUGGGUUUGAAACUAAAGUACUAUUGAUGCGAGAAGGCUUGUAUAUAAGUAUGAUUGAGGAAAUGCUAUUAUCCUAAUACAUCAAGGGUUCGGAUCAAAAGGAUCUUACAAAGACUUAGGUGAGUAAAUUAUAGCAAAUUUAAAGAAAUAGAGAGAUCUACAAAUAAUUGUAAUAGAAUAGUCAUGAUUCAUCAGUUAAAUAAUAUUUGGUUCAUUAGGUAUUUUGCUUAGAUUAGUAAUUUGUUAAAGAAAGUAAAUUACAAAGUACUUUAGAAUUUUGGAAAACUUAGUCCAAGUAAAGGUUUAAAUCAUUUAAACAAGACAUGAAUGAUUUAAUUAAUCAUAAGUUAAGAAGAAUUAUGAAUAAUUGGAGCUUCGUCCCUCAAUUUUCAUAGUUUCUAGAUGAAGAAUUUUAUGAAGUAUGCAAUAAGUUAUCUUCAAUUGGCAAGCAAUCUUAAGAUGCUUAUUAAUCAAAAUACGAAGUGACAACACUUUAAGAUUAUAUCUAAAACAUCAUUUCAAUCUGUGGAAAUACUAGAGAAUAACAAUUUUCUGAUGAUAUUAGGAUAUUCUUUUUGAGAUUGCUUAGCAGAUUAAUUACAGAAAAGAAUCUUAGUAAUAAAUAAAAAAUGGUAGAGGUGGAUCUUUGGACAAGUGAGUUUUGGAUCGAUUAUAAAUAAGAAAUAAAUCAUGCUUAGAAUCUACUUGCAAAAUGUGGUGCAUAAGAUUUGAUCUUAUUGAUAUUAUCAGAAAGCUUUUUAGAAAUUAAUUUAUCAUUGUUAAAUGAAUGUCUCUUAUUUUCAAUAGCGUUUUUAUUAGGAGGGAAUACUUAAGCAUAAAAUGCAAUUUUAUUGAAAUUAAAAUAAGAUUCACAAAAUUAGAUUUUAACUAAUAUCAAAAUUAUCAUCACAAAAUUAACUAAGGUAAUUAAUAAUAACUUUUCUAUUGUAACUUAUAACAACACCAAAGGUUGUGAUUUUAUAUAGACAGUCGAUAACUUUGACUUUUAUAAUACUAAUACAAAAGUUAUGCAAAGAGUGAAUGUUGUCGAUCCUGAUGACUUUAAGGAAACGAACUUCAAAAAGCAAUGUUUAGAUGUGUUAUGCAGGUUCUUUAGAGUGAUGCAGUUGUUAUGUGAAAAUAAUAAUAGUGAAAUGAAAGAAUUUUUCAGAAGACAAACUGAUGAUGUAUUUAUAACAUAUAGUUAUUUAGUAAAACAUAGCAAGAAUUAACUCAAUAAAUUUUAUUGAAUUCACUAGUGUGUAAUUAAGAGCAUAUUUAAAAAUAUUGUCUAGAGCCAUCAUUAUUAUCCCUGCAUCAAUACUUGACUUUAUUAAUGAAGUAAUUUAGUUGCCUUGCAUUGAAAAUUAAAUCACUUUAUGUCAUACUACCUUUUUCGAAGAUGUCAGCAAUAUGGCUCAUUUCUUUGCUAAUAAAUCAAAUCAACUUCAAAGAUUGUUUGAUACUGAAGAUGAUUUGUAAGAGUUGUAAGAAUUAUUCAAUAAAAUUCUUCAGACUGUAUUGUUGGUUUUAGAAGGCAAUGAAGAGAAGAUUUAUAAGGAUAUUUAGAACAAAUUAGAAGCCUCGUUUCUUAUUAGCUUCUUAAGUCUAAGUUUUGAAUAACUUAACAUUGAAAACAUCAAUGAUUUAGAAAUGUAUAAGUUUAUUAAUCCUAAAUUUUAGUUAUUUGUUAUAAUAGGAUAAGAUUUUUAAUUCAGAUAUGCUUCGAAUUUUAAACGUAUGCAUUAUCGAACAAAAAAUGGCGUCUUAUUAGCAAAGUCGUUGGAUAUAAUAAUUCCAUGAGCAAUUAAGUGUGAAUCCAAUAAUAAAGGAUAUAUAUGAUAAUCUUAUAGUUUUAGUAAUUUAUUAUUAUAAAAUAGAUUCAUCACAUAGAAAUAGUCUAUGAAGGGAAGUCUAUGACAGUAUUUUUUCCUUAUCAUCCUCUUUUUAACUUAUUAUCUGAAUCAUCAAAACAAGAUCUAUUAUUUUUAAUAAAUAGAGAAACUCAAAGAGAUAAACUGCUGGGUUUGCUUAGUGCAACCAAUAUUUUAUUUUAUGAAUUAGAACACAAUUAUAAGUUAAACCAUUAUAGAAUUCCCAUAACUUAAAAUAAUCUUAAUGUAAUGUAAAAAUUAUCCUCUGUCUUAGCCUUGCUUAUAAAUUUAUCAAUGGUAUGAUUAUAUAUAUUGAAUUAUAGAUCUUUUUCUACACAGUUGUAGUGAAAGGGAAUACAUAUUUGUUAACUUCAACUCUGUACAACUCUUUAAUCAUAAAAAUGCUCUCUGUCAGUUAGCUAUUCUCAUAGAUUAUCUUAUUUAUAAUGGUUAGUUUUCAAAGGAUUCCAAUUUAUCUAUAAAAAAACAGCAAAGGCAAUGACAAAUUAAGUCUUUUAUUAGUGAUCAUUUAGGAGGAUACUUGUUUACUAUUGUUCCUAUUGGUUUUAUUGUCUUUUUUUGGUGCCUUCAUAAAUAGCACAGUAUUUGUGAUCCAUCUUGUUGAAAUAUUUAGUCGAGUAACUAUCUUAAAAAAUGUGUUUUAAGCUAUUAGUUAUAAUGCUAAACAAUUACUGGUUGUGGCAUUCUUAGGAGUACUUUUUGUAUUUGCCUUUUCAGUUAUAAGUUUUAGUGUUUACUUUGAUGAUAUCUAUUAAGAGGAAUAGACUGAAACAUGUGAUUCAUUAAUUACUUGUAUGAUAACACUAAUAACAUCUGGUGUGAUUGGUAAUAGUAUGAUCAAUUGGGAUCCUUUAAAAUUCUUUUUUGAUAUGCUUUUCACAGUGUUUUUUGGAUUGCUUUUUACCAACAUUGUCCAAGGUAUCAUGAUAGACACUUUUGCAGAAUUGAGAGAUUAAAGACAAAAGAUUGAAGAUGAUAUAAAAAAUAGAUGUUUCAUCUGUGCAGCAUAGAGAGGUGAGUUGGAAAAUAAAAAUUAAUCAUUUGAAUAACACAUUCAAGAAAAACAUUUAAUAUGGAAUUAUGUAUUUUAUGUUAAAUGUUUAUGGUUAAAAGAAUGGACAGAAUAUACAGGAUUAGAGUAUUGGAUAUAUGAAAAAAUAAAAUAGGAUGAUACAAGUUGGUUUCCAGAGUCCGUCAUUGAUGGCAAAAAUAUAACCGAAAGAUUAGAUUAAUUAGAAAAUCUGUUAUCAUAAGUAAUAGUCUAUUAAGAGAAUAAUUCAGGAGGAUGAAUUAUAGUUUUU
This is a messenger RNA of Paramecium octaurelia, 8227 nucleotides long. The record is from the annotation of a GenBank genome assembly. NCBI's taxonomy places the organism in Eukaryota, Ciliophora, Oligohymenophorea, Peniculida, Parameciidae.